Molecule: messenger RNA, 970 nt
Organism: Closterium sp. NIES-67
Lineage: Eukaryota; Viridiplantae; Streptophyta; Zygnematophyceae; Desmidiales; Closteriaceae
Source: the annotation of a GenBank genome assembly
GAGAGCCUCCCUCCAACCCACCAAGCAGAAUCACCCAAGGAAUCUCCCAGGCACAGUCCCCCCAGAAAGAAGUUACUUCUCUUGGUAUUUGGCUAACUUGACAGAGUUUGAUCUUGCACAGGGAGUUCCUGAGUUUCUGGUUCUUCCUCGCUCACACUUCUCUUCAGGCCUAUGCGACUGGGAGCCAGCUCGCAACUUUCGCUCACUCGUAGCCUGCGCGUCGUCUAAUCUCGGCUAGGAAGCGUUCGCUCUUGCUUGCCUGUAAAGUCCGCGGUCGCGCUUGCGAUUUGCUUGUUUCUCCGGUCAAGUUCGUUGUGACGACGUUGUAACUACAUCGCGACGAGAUGGGUGGAGGCAACGGUCAGAAGGCCAAGAUGGCUCGCGAGAAGGCGCAGGCUAAGAUGCAAGGAAACCGAGGCAGUCAGCUUGAGAUUAACCAAAAGGCUAUGAACAUUCAGUGCAAGGUGUGCAUGCAGACGUUCAUCUGCACGACCAACGAGGCCAAGUGCAGAGAGCAUGCAGACGCGCGGCACCCGAAGAACGACUUCUACCAGUGCUUUCCUCACCUCAAGCAGUGACCAGACCCCGAGGUCUGCUGUUUGUGGUCUGUGCUACAUCAGGAUUCAGGAGGCAAGGCGUGUUUCGGAGUUACUUACAAAUCAGCUCACUUAUGAAACCAUUGCGUGACAGAGUAUACUUCAACAGCGUGUACUGGCCAGGCCACUUGGCUUUGUGACUUCCUGUGUCGCAGAGCUCCGUGCUUGGCUUUUGCAUGUUCUCUCUAUGCAGUCGUUGGUUUUUGUGUGGAUAGUUAGCUUUCUUGCUAGGUGGCCGUCAGACCUGAUAUGUCUUUUGGCAAUCAGCUGCUUUCUGGGACCAGCUUGGGUACUUUCCCCAGAUGGUGGUCUUGAUGUGUGAAGGAAUUUAAUUCUACAAUGCAAUCUCUAUAUCUUCAGUAGUGCCUUGGUGA